This is a messenger RNA of Anopheles nili, 1500 nucleotides long. Its product is annotated as putative sodium-coupled neutral amino acid transporter 11. Gene Ontology annotation, biological process: amino acid transmembrane transport. NCBI's taxonomy places the organism in Eukaryota, Metazoa, Arthropoda, Insecta, Diptera, Culicidae. Bases 1 to 1500 code for a protein of 499 amino acids. The record is from RefSeq and is a predicted model, not a curated record. The transcript has 9 exons. Gene Ontology annotation, molecular function: amino acid transmembrane transporter activity.
AUGGAACCACCGACCAAGAAGAACACCGUGUCCGAGUUUAGCUACAUGCUGCAACGGCAGGGCAGCGACGAUUCGGCUGAAGUGAACGCUUUCGAUGACAUCAACUCCUUGGUGAAGCGAGAAGCGAACCAGGGCAAAACAACGGAAGCCUUAUCAUCGCUGCCGCAAGCUUCCUUCAACUACAUCAACUCCAUCGUCGGCAGCGGCGUCAUCGGCAUCCCGUACGCGCUCCAUCGGGCCGGUUUUGGGCUCGGUCUGUUUCUGCUGGUGAUUGUCGCCACCAUAACGGACUACUCGCUGAUUUUGAUGGUUCGCUGCGGCCACUUGAGCGGCAGAUUCAGCUACCCAGGCGUGAUGGAGGCGGCGUACGGCAAGGGCGGCUACUAUCUGCUAUCGCUGCUGCAAUUUAUGUACCCCUUUUUAGCUAUGAUAUCGUACAAUGUCGUCGUCGGGGACACGCUGUCGAAGGUCCUGGUGCGCUUCGUGCCAUCCUGGGGCAGCUCGAUGGGUAUGGUCCGGUUCGGUGUGGUGCUCGUCGUCACGGUGUUCGUCGUGAUACCGCUCUGCCUGUACAAGAACGUGUCCCGGCUGGCAAAGGCCAGCUUUCUCAGCCUCGCCUGCGUGGUGCUCAUCCUGAUGGCCGUCGUUUACAGGCUCCUAUCGGGCGAUUACGGUGUCGUCCCAGACACACCAGAAUCGUGGCGAUUCGCCCACAGCGAUUUGAUUCCGGCCGUCGGCAUCAUGGCGUUCGCAUUCAUGUGCCACCACAACACGUUCCUCGUGUACCAGUCGAUGCAGAACGCCACCAUGGAGCGCUGGGAAAAGGUGACACACAUCUCCGUGGGGUUUGCGUGGCUGGUGGCAGCUUUCUUCGGUAUUGCCGGUUACUGCACGUUUCGGGCACUGUCACAGGGUGACCUGCUGGAAAACUACUGCUGGGACGAUGACCUGAUGAACUUUGCGCGCGUGUUGUUCUCGGUCUCGAUUUUGCUCACGUUUCCCAUCGAGUGUUUUGUAUCGCGCGAGAUCGUACGCACGCAAAUUCGGCGGUUUUAUUCACACGAGGUCGUCGAGUAUGAUACGGACAAGGACCCAAGCCAUGUGACCGGUGAGGAGGACGACCGCAAGUCGAUGAUCACCACGCUUGUCAUCGUGUUUUCCGCGUUCAUUAUAUCGCCCUACACCGAAUGUCUCGGGCCGGUGCUGGAGCUCAAUGGACUGUUGGCGGCGAUUCCACUGGCGUAUGUCCUGCCUGGGCUGGCUUACAUCCAGCUGAGUCCACACUCACUGUUCAGUCAAGAGAAACUGCCCGCGGCUGGAUUGGUGCUGUUUGGAACGAUCGUAACCAUCUCGGGUGCGGCUAUCCUGAUGCCGAACCUGAUCGGAGACUGCCGAACAGGCAUCAUCAUGGGCUACUGUAAGGACGACGAGCUGGCCAUUAACGGGACGACACUGGUAGCCUCCACGAUGGAGCCAAACUGCGCGACGGACAAGAUUUAA